AUGACGGUCAACAAACCUGCCAGCCAGGCGGAUGCACGCCGUGGCACUCAAGCACACUCCUCAGUCCUCAUCGUGGGAGCUGGCAAUUUCGGUGCUUCCGCUGCUCUGCACUUUGCUAAGCAGGGCACACCGGUGACCUUGGUUGACACUGCACACUACCCCAACCCCAGAGCAGCCUCCCAUGACAUCAACAAGAUUGUCCGCGAUGACUAUCCGGACACGCUCUACAUGGAGCUGCUCCGCAAGGCCAUGCCGUUGUGGCGGAAGGAUAAGCUCUACAGCCCGUGGUAUCACGAGGUCGGCAUGCUGAGGGCAGACCCAUCGAAUUUCGGGGACAAGAGCAUGCAGGCCUACCGGGAGGUUGGCAUUGCGAACGACUCGCGCUACAUGACUGUGGAGGAAGUCCGGGAGCGCUGGGAGGCGUACUCGACCUCCAACUUUGACGGCCUGAGCAAAGUCUUGUACAACCCAACGGUUGGCUUUGCCGAGGCUGACAAGGCACUCGGUGCCGUAGUGCAGGCGGCCAUCGACGCAGGCACCCACUAUGAGAUUGGCGAAAUGUCAUCCCUGGCACUGAGUCCUACGGGAGAAUGCAGGGGCAUCCAUCUGAAGGAUGGACGCACUCUAUAUGCCAAUCAGAUUCUCAUGGCCACGGGCGCGAGGACACCUGCCCUCCUCGCGCAGAGUGCUCCGGGGAACAAAGACCUGCACAUUGGUGACCGCUUGGUGGCCACAGGCGCCGUCAGCUUCCACGCCAAACUUCACGGCGCGCAGAAGGACAAGUUUGCAGCUGUCCCGGUGCUGAAGAACUGCAUGCCACAGGUGAAGGGUGAGGGCAUGUCUAUCCUCCCAGACGGGACAAUCAAGUUCAACUGCGACAUGUGCUUCACCAACUAUCAAACAUUGCCUGCCACGGGUGAGAAGAUGUCUCUGGUUCCGGAGAGCAACUUCUUCAACACGUGGACUGACCGGAAGUUUCUCGACUUCUUCGAGAGACGUGCGCGCAUGACCAUCAACGGGCUGUACGGAGACGAGGUCAAGAAUGUCCCCAUUGAUGCGUACCGGAUGUGCUGGGAUGCUUCCACGCCGACUCAUGAUUUCCUCAUCACGGCGCACCCUCACUCCCAAAAUCUCUACAUUGCCACCGGUGGCUCCUUCCACGGUUGGAAGUUCCUGCCCGUCAUCGGGGACUACAUCGUCCAGCUAAUGGAGGGUACCUUGGGCGCUGAGCUCACCGACCGCUGGGCCUGGGACAAGAAGGGCGGUGAUGGCCACUCUGCGAACCCCACGUACCAGGUCGUCGGCGACUUGCAGGAUUGGACUGAUGACAUUGAGUACGCGUAG
This is a messenger RNA of Emericellopsis cladophorae, 1344 nucleotides long. Its product is annotated as L-pipecolate oxidase-like protein. The transcript has 3 exons. Gene Ontology annotation, molecular function: sarcosine oxidase activity; flavin adenine dinucleotide binding; saccharopine oxidase activity. The coding region runs from base 1 to 1344 and encodes 447 amino acids. Lineage: Eukaryota; Fungi; Ascomycota; Sordariomycetes; Hypocreales; Bionectriaceae. The record is from RefSeq and is a predicted model, not a curated record.